Molecule: messenger RNA, 3543 nt
Organism: Angiostrongylus costaricensis
Lineage: Eukaryota; Metazoa; Nematoda; Chromadorea; Rhabditida; Metastrongylidae
Source: the annotation of a GenBank genome assembly
AUGGCAUUAGAUCUUGGGGGAAAUAAAAAGAAGCAAAAUGCCAAGAGUAAGUACUCCAUAGUGGAAUUGUCACUCUUCAAACCUGGCAAGAAGAAAUACGCGGAGUUCGACUACGAGGAGAUUAGGAAGAAGCAGUUGAACGAAGACGAUUCAAGCGGUGACGAUGAACGGUUUCAUGACCGAGAAGCUCUAGAGAUAGUGAAACGGUUGGAAGCUAAAUACGGAGGUAAAAAGGAUAAAAAAGGACGGAAGCUUUGUUUUGGAACUGAAGAUGAUUACAUGGAUAAGCGGGCAGGUUACGAUUUAGACGACGACUUCAUUGACGAUUCAGAAGCGUAUGACGAGCUCAUCCCGUCUACCAUGGACACCGUCCAGGGAGGCUUCUAUGUGAAUCGGGGAAAAUUGGAAUUCAAAACAAAGCAUGAGGAAAUAAAUGAUUCGGAUAUUUCUGAUUCAGACGAUACACCGCAGCCGAAGAAGGGCACUGCUAAGCCAACGGCACUGAAGGUUAAAUGGAAUUCAUUUCAGAAACGAUCGCAGACAUUGAGCGAGGACGAAGUAGAAGUUGAUGAAGACGUUGUUCCUCCUGUCGCGGGUAGUGCAAACGACGACAAAACUGUUUCUGAUACUCCGGUUUCGAUUCCUACAAAUCUAAAACCACGAAUGGUUGGUGCACCACCUUCGAAAGUUCGGAGGAUUGCCCUGGGUGAAUCCGCAAAUCAGCGUGCCGCCAAUGCCAUCAAGAAACGUCUUGUUGGAAUGCCGCCGACCAUAUUGAAAAGGAAGGUUCUUCAAAAGCUUACCCCUCGUAAGGAGAACGAAGUGCCAGGUUUCCCUCGAACAAUAUCUGGUGAAGCUAUCGUGCCUAAAAAUAAUGAUAAAUCACCUGAGAAACCAGCAGUUGAUGUCUUAGCCUCGACGGGAACAUGUAAUAGUACUCGUAGUCCUCAGAAUGCUCCAGAAUCUGCUACUAGCGAUGCAAGCAGUUCAAAUGCGGGCAUAGCAUCUUCACCGAAGAAGCGUCCUUUGGCACCGAUGACCGACACAUUGUCCAAUAUGAUAGCAGAGUUCAAACGUUGCACGAAUAACUUAGCUCUUCCUGGCCAGAAAAAGCGGCUGCAGAAUAUCCAUGUUGACAUGGUUAUUGCAAUUGAAGAACAAUGCUUAAAAGACGGGUACUCUGUCCAUGAGAAGGCACGCGUCGCUCAUUCGCUGGCAGACUACUGUGGCAUCCAGAAAAAUUCGCUUUACGCUCGGUGCAUUAAGCGAAGAGAUGAGCAUAAAAACGGUGCCCCAAAUUUGGCGUUUUUGCCGAAGUCCCCUGUCGACGGGAAAGGAAUUUCAACCAUUUCUACAUCCAGCUCAACUAAAGCUAUUAACAUCUCUUUGGAAUCGUCGCUUACCACCAAAACUGCUGGAACUACGACACCAAUGGUAGCUGCUAACAAAUCCACAAUAAGCGCUAAUCCCGUCGCUGUUUCACCAUCACCUGCUAGGUCGAAUUCGUCUACGCCGCUGCCGUCUACAUCAUCUUCAUCAUCUCCGGCUUCGUCUAUAGUGAAGACCUCUACGGCGCCUGUAACUUCGUCGACUCCUACGAACACAGCUUCAAAUCCAGAACCUUCAACAUCGGUGAAAGCGAGUCAAUCAUGGACGGGUCAAAAGAAACUUGCUGCUCAGGCCAUGGUUACAAAUGUGGCUGCUCUUCUUCCUUCAACUGAACGCCUUGAAGAUUUACAGGAGGUUUUGAGGAAAGUUGGCAACGAAACAAUGACUUAUGAUGAUUUCUUGAAAUGGCAUGAUAAGAGUAUGAAAUCGGUUUAUGCGAGGGCUUCUGUUGAGAAGAAAAAUGCGGUAAACGGUAUUGCCAGGGUUAGUCCAACUACAUCCAAUGUGAACAAAACAACAAAAUGUGGAAGUGGCGCCUCGAGCGAACUGGCAGUUGGUACCCAGUCCAAAAAUCCAACUACCGUUCCAUCUUCUCUAACAAAACGUGUUUCCCUUGCCCAAGCGGUAGCGACGGCAAAAAUACCGCCUCGAGGCCGUCCAUUGGCGCUUACUCAUGUACAAAUAUCCGAGAGGCUUGAAUCGGAUAAGCAGACAACACUUCAAGCAAUUGCCACAGCAAUCGAUAAUAGCAAAGUGGCUUAUAAGAAGAAAUGUGAUGUUGCCUCUGCAACUGGAAAACCUGCACCGCGAUUUGAUUUCCUCUGGACCGAAAAUUUAGCGAACGCGUUAAAGGCACAGCUAGAUCUUUACUGGUCUGUACUACUCGGCUCUGACAGCUAUGCGAAGUUGGCUGAUAGCAUCUUCACAGUGUUUGCGAAGGAAAUCUUUCCGUACUUUCGUAAUGAAAUUAAAUUGAGCCGUUUGUUAAUCGAGUACACUCGACGUAAUCCGGAGAAGGCAUUUAUACUUGCGUGCCCUAGUGCUCAAAAGCUGCUGAAAGAUGACAAUGUUGACUUGAGCAGCAUAACUGUCCUCGCCAAGAAGGGAAAGCCAGUGAACGACUCGGUUGCGGCAAAAACAAAUCCGACUACUCCCUAUAAGCCGAUUUUGCCUGUUAGAUCGUCGUCGUCCGACGAAAUUCAGACCACUUCCUCCCAAGAUGAUCCUGAUGUGGUUGUCAUUGAGCCAAGUACAUCAAACGCUACCACUUCAAAUGACGGCGCUGCUACUGCGUCGACACCGUCAUCAUUUGAUGCAAUGAGCCAGGUCAGCGCUGCGCUAAGUCAAACGGGUUGGACAUUGCUACCAGCGCAGUUGCCAGAACAAUUUGCAUCGCAAUACCAGCUUAUGUCGAAGAAAAAACAAGGUGCGGGAAAAAAGAAAGACGGAGACGAUAAGAAGAAAACGAUGGAGCAAGAAAAGGAAGAGAGAAAGCGAGUAAAAGAUGAAAGAAGAGAGGAACUGAAUGCUCAAAAGAGAGUUUUGGCAGCGUCUGCUAAGGAGAAAGCGAUAGAAGAGAAACGUUUGCGCUUAGAGGAGGAAAAGCGUCAAAAACUAGCCGAGAAAGCCCGGAAAGAGAAGGAGGAGCGUGAGAAACGUCUUGAGGAGCAGGCCGAAAGGGAACGACUUAUGAGGGAAGAAAGGGAGAAGCUUGCAAAAGAGGCUGCUGAAAAACAAAAGAAGGAAGAGGAGGAACGUCAACGGCUUGAACAGACUCGUAUAAAAAUUGAACAAGAGAGAGCCCAGGAGUUGGAAAAACGACGACAAGCUGAACUUCGUGAGGAAGAGAGGAAAGCCGCCCAGUUGCUGGAGCAGGAAAUCCGCAUGGAAGAGGUUUCUCAAAGUGAUGUUGCACCUGAUCUCAUGUUGGCGUUUAAGGAGGAAGAACAGGCUGAAUCAAAGCGAUUGAAGAAACAGGAGGAACAGGUAGCUGCAGUACGGGCAGCUAACCUUGCAGCCCAAACUCAACGAAUGCAUUCCACUCCGGCUAGCAAUACGACUACAACCACAGUCUCUCACAAUAUUUCUAUGAACGCUACUGCUGAGAAGAAACCGCAACCUAUGGUCACACCGAAACAACAAAGUAAGGUUUAA